Messenger RNA from Dreissena polymorpha, 1613 nucleotides. RefSeq lists its product as uncharacterized. The coding region runs from base 79 to 384 and encodes 101 amino acids. NCBI's taxonomy places the organism in Eukaryota, Metazoa, Mollusca, Bivalvia, Myida, Dreissenidae. The transcript is spliced from 4 exons. The record is from RefSeq and is a predicted model, not a curated record.
UUAAUAGAGAUUAGAUUAAGAAUUACUGAGUAGUUAUGCUCGCAGUUUGUCGAGUGAUUACCCUAAAGCCGAUUGAAAAUGGCAGAAGGAGGCAUCGAUCGAACCACAUCACAGACUGAAAGCGUUCCAGGACACAGCAGCCUGUACAGUCGUCACUCUCAGAGUAUUGCCCGGGGCGGGAAAACCGGAUUUUCCCAACGGGUUUUCCCGGGGGGCGGGUUUUUCGUGCCAACCCUGCUCCUAGCAGCCAGUGCAACCUUCACGAAUGGCAGGAAGCAAGGCAGAGGGACUGACCUGCAAUUUGGAAACCGACUGGGACGAGUUGAGCGUGGUGAAGGGUGUCCUCUGUGUGGAAGCUGGUAUCAGCCUUCUCACCAUACCUGACGACAUAGACGUGUUUAGAAUGGAUACACGCGUAUAUCCAGGACACUGCAGACUGUUACAAGAGAGACGAGCGCAUACACGUUUUAAAGACAUUCAUAAUUCCCUGUGUGAUAAUGGAUAUGGAGCCGGUCUACUUAGUAGUAGUUUAUUCCUAGACGAAUUUUCGGCAAUAUUAAGACGCUCAUUUGUAGUGGAUCAUGAGAGAGCGGGGCCGUCGAUACCGGGGACAAUUCAGGGUGUAUGUCAUAUAGACAGAGUACCCGCACUACCCUGUCACUGCCCCAUCAUCCUCUAAAGAUGGGCUGCCAGAACACGUCAUUGGCCGUCACCAGUUAUAGUUCAGAAAGUCGUAUCAUUAGGAGCCUACCUAACCCCAGUCGGGUUUAAGGGAAGUGAUUAUAAGCACAUGGAAUGGAGGAUGUGCUUUUACACUGGUAAGACAGAACUUGUAAACAAUCUUAAUAGCACACAAACGCAAGUUUAUGUUAUGCUUAAAAUGAUUCUCAAAGAUGUUCUUAAGCCUUGUAAGAAAGAAGUUACAUCUUACGUGAUUAAAAAUAUAGUACUUUGGCAAGCUGAGAAUAACCCACAGCAUAACUUUUAUAAACGCAGUUUUUUAUACUGGCUACAUGACGGACUGAGAGACCUUAAGACUGCUAUUGCCACACAACAACUGUCAUACUACAUGAUUCCGGAAAGAAAUUUAAUGGCAGCAAGUGGUUUGCAGGAUAAGCAGCAAAGUAAAUGGGUAGCAGAUAUAACGGACAUGAUGGACGAAGGUCCGAGAGUUAUACUAAGAUUACAGAGGAUACGACAGGCCGUCAUCGCGUCCCCAGAGCGGAUGUUGUGGUUCAGCAAAAUAAGGAUGGAGCUUGAGAUGCUGGAGCUGGAGGGAUUCAUCAGAACCGGACAGUGUAGCGAUGAGCACGAUGCUAUCGUGCAGGAGAUAAAUAUACGUCAGGACGAGAUAAUGAUGGAGGUGGCACAACGGAUGCUCAUAGACGGAUGUGCUGUUAAUGAUCUGAAUGACAUCUUCCACAGAAUUGUAAUGUAGUACUGCAUUAAAGUGUAAGAAAUUAAUGGAGCCGAAGGAACGAAUCAGAGACAUGUAAUACACAGAUUGUUUUGUCGCCAGAUUUCAAGAAGUGAUUGUAUUUGCUUUUUUCAUAAUGUUUCACUUCUUUAUAUUGUAUUUGCUAUUUUGUCGUUAUUAUUAUGAAUUUUCGAAU